Ectocarpus sp. CCAP 1310/34 is the source of this 1529-nucleotide messenger RNA. Lineage: Eukaryota; Phaeophyceae; Ectocarpales; Ectocarpaceae. The record is from the annotation of a GenBank genome assembly.
UGGCGGCGGCAUCGGCAUCGGCACCAUGGACCGAUUUAGUCUUUUCGCCACAGGCGCGCUUUCCCUCUUCCUGGGUAGCAGCGUGUACGGUCAGGAGUCAUGCGUCCAGGUGGCGGACCCGACAUGGGCAGCCAACUGCCCCUGCGAAGCGGGCAGCCAGUACUCCUUCACGAUGGAGGGGCAAACGACGUUAUCAGCGAACACGGACCAGCAAGCUGAACGGGUUGAUUGUUGUGUAUGCAACACGGAAUGCCCAUGGUGGUUGGACUCGUCAUGUACUUGUGGGCAUGUGACAUCGCCCGACACCCAUCUCAUCCACCCAUUAUCCCGCAUGCCUAUGACGCAGGUCAACGUGGCCGUCAUCAUCGACUCCUCGGGGAGCGUUAGCACCGCGGACUGGGAGCUGUCGAUGGAGUUCGCCAAGAACACGGUGGCGUCCUUUGCCGAACAGAACCUCUUCACCAACGGCGGGAGCGCGUCCUUCGCCCAGUUCUCUUCUUCAGCUUCGGAGGGCGGCACCUUCUACUCCCUCGAGGACUUCGACGCCUUCGUCGACGCGGAAACAAAGUAUGCCACGUUCGGUGGAUCGACCAACAUCAUCUCCGGCAUUGCCAAGGGCAGGGAGCUCCUCGGCGCCUCCCCCACCACCACUUCGUACAUGAUCGUCACUACCGAUGGAGAGGCUGAUAGCCCUCAGGAUGAGGCCGACGCGGCCCGCGCUGAGGGUACCAUCAUGUACGCCGUCGGUGUGGGUUCGGUCCCGACCGCGGAAACCCUUCUCGCUAUCGGAGGGGACGAAGCGAACGUCUUCGACGUCGACAACUUUGAGGAGUUGGACGUCGUCCUCGAAGACAUCGUCUCCGCGUCCGGCGGCAGCGUGCCCUGCGCCGCCACGGCCGCCACGGUGACGGUCCAGUUCAACGGCAUGGUGACCGAGGCCACCGUGGAAGGCGGCGUGGCCACCUACGACGGCAGCGACGUGAUCUUCACCGUCGACGACCUCGAGGCCACCCCAACCAACUUCGAGGUCUGGCUGGACUGGUGCGGGCAGCCUGAGGGCGCCGAGGUCAUCGCGUCUGUGUCCUACGCCGACGAUGAGGGAAACACGCCCGACCUGUCUGCCCUUGAGGGGGAGGCGGUCGUGCCCGUCUGCGGUAAGUCACGGCACACGCGUUUACACUUCGUUGAAACGAAACAAAACCAUCAGACUAGCAAUCAGCACUGACUGUUCAGACUGGUAGACUAGUCAGACCAGACUAGUCGAAUGGUUUGACGUGAAGACAGGGUGGUUGAUGUCGACGUGAAAGUAUCUAGCGCCAUGCUGAUGAGGCACCGACCACGGAGAGAUGGUAGAUUCGGCCACGCACACGAGGCUCAUGUUGAUACGGUUGUGGUGGUACUCUCGAUGUUGUCUUGACCUGCCCAUAUUUAUUAGUAAGCCGUGCUGAUCAGAUUUUGUGGCGUUUGUUUUUGUAGCGGUAAUCGCGAUGUGGUGGCCUUCCGGUUCGUUGGCGAUGAUGCUGCAUGUU